AUGAUGUGCUCGCGGAUCCCUACUGGCACGACAUUGUGCGAAUAUGCAGAGUCCCGCUUUCGACUCCGCUCGCCGAUGAUUCACAAGAAAAAACAGUGUCCGAUGGCAAGCCGGCACCCCCGGACAUGGCUUCUCGGGACUAUCGUUGUGAUCUGGUUUCUUGAGGCCGUGACUUUUGCCUAUGGAGUCAGACACAAGAAACCUUCGACUCCUCUGGCGAAGACUAGGUCAAGUCCGCUGUCUUCCAUGUCAUACAGCAGCGAAGGAACCUCAAGCGGAGACGAGUCAGGAACAGCAAGAGCCCUUGUACUCCGACUAAAACAAAGUGCUCGAAGAGCUGCCGAGAGUUUGACCGCGAGGAGCCAACUAUAUAGAGAACUGCAAAAUCAGGAUUUGACUCCCAUAUCCCUCUCACGAAGGCCCGAUUUUAGCGCAGGCCUCGGUGUAUUGCUAUCCCAGGGAAGACGAUAUAGGUUGCCCCUACCGUCACAGGAGGACCGAUCUUUGCUCAGAGAGUUGCUGGUCGCUGAGGGAAGCCUAAACCCGCCCAGCAGUUCUCCUCCACUUCCGAUGCGACUCAGGCAAUUUCCCGAAAAUGGGGAAGGAAAAAUUGUCAACUUUCUUGGACUGGCAGGCAAGCAGAACGGGUUUAUGCUCUUGAGAAUGCAAGAACAGCAGGAUGGAGGAAAUGUACCGGACCACAUAUACUGGCAGCCUCUUUUACGCAGCGGAGGAGCCAGUGACAAAGACAGUGUCGACCCUCAAUUUGUGAAAACUGCGCUCACAUCUAGAGCACAGAGGGAGAGUUCACUGUUGCCUCCGGGAUACGUAGGAAAACCCGAUUCUGUCUUUUCACAAUUUGGCUUGAUGUUCGCGGGGGGAGUAUUUACCCUUGGUUCACCUGACGCUCCACUUGAGUUCAUUGUGGAUGAGAGUGCCGAAGAUGGGUGGCGAACAGCAUUAAAUCUUUUUCUUAGAUACCCUCCGGCAGAUGUUCCCUUGUCUCAUGUGCUCUGUAAACGGCUGACCCCGACAUUGGCUGCCUUCCUGGUGAAACAGGUUAUCUUAGAGUCUGCAAUGAUGCAGGCAAUGGGCCUUGUCCAUCUUGGGAUCUCAAUAGCAUCAUUCUUCUUUAGUGGAAACGAAGUGAUAGGGGCAACGCCCGCUAACCGUCUUCUGUAUCUGGGAAAUACUGGUGUGGCUCGGUAUUACACAGGUCAGCCCGAACCGUUCGAAGAGACGGGACACAGUAUGUAUCACGACCCUUCUACUGCGUCGAAUUUGAAACGUGUCGCUCCAUUACGGCAUCCUGUGGUAUUUUCUCCGAGUCGAGAUGCCUGGGCUGUGGGAGUUGUUAUUUUUCAAUUGCUAUGUGGUGGACAUCCUCACCCUUUUGGAAGCCUGGGGUCCCCUGCCUCGCCGCUCGUCACUGCGAGUCGAAUUUCCAGGCUGGCUCAGACUAGGCCACAACUCCGAAAGUCAAAAUGUUUCAAUCCAUCAUCGGCGCCUGAUAUGGAAGACCUCCAAAAAAUAAUGGACCUCUUACUAGCAUUCGAAGAGUCAGAAAGGCCAACGACUCUCGAUAUUCUGAGGGAGUAUCCGCACUUGUUCCCCACGUCGUAA
This is a messenger RNA of Neospora caninum, 1623 nucleotides long. RefSeq lists its product as uncharacterized. Lineage: Eukaryota; Apicomplexa; Conoidasida; Eucoccidiorida; Sarcocystidae. The coding region runs from base 1 to 1623 and encodes 540 amino acids. The transcript has a single exon. The record is from RefSeq and is a predicted model, not a curated record. Gene Ontology annotation, molecular function: protein kinase activity; ATP binding. Gene Ontology annotation, biological process: protein phosphorylation.